This is a messenger RNA of Staurois parvus, 1483 nucleotides long. The record is from the annotation of a GenBank genome assembly. Lineage: Eukaryota; Metazoa; Chordata; Amphibia; Anura; Ranidae.
AGGACGCCCACAACUGCAUCCCGGAGCUGGACGGUGAGACGGCCAUGUUCUCUGUUUAUGAUGGACACGGAGGGGAGGAGGUUGCCUUAUACUGUUCCAAGUACCUGCCUGACAUCAUUAAGGAUCAGAGAGCCUACAAGGAUGGCAAAUUACAGAAGGCUCUAGAAGAUGCCUUCCUCGCCAUAGAUGAGAAACUGACACAGGAAAACGUGAUCAAGGAAUUGGCUCAGAUGGCCGGACGGCCUAUUCAUGACCACGAUGAUAAGAAUAAGGUGGCGGAUGAGGAUGACGUGGACAAUGAGGAGGCAGUUCUGUUACAUGAGGAAGCCACCAUGACCAUAGAGGAGCUGCUCACACCGUUACGGGCAGAAUUGCGGGAAAGGGCCCCGAAAUAAGUGUGUCGAAAAGAGAGAUCCUGAGGAGCCGGCCAAGGAGGGCAGUGUGAAUGGAGAGCUGGACUCAGAGCAGCAGUGUAAGAACGGCAAGAAGGAUGACACCUCUUCUGGGAUCUCCUCAUCCUCGGAUGGUGCUGUAGGGGGCAGCAGUGCAGCCUCAGGGAGCUCCUCUAAGGCGGGAGAGGAGGCAGUUUCGUCCUCCACCGGAGAGGCUGGCCCAUCCUGUUCCUCCUGCUCCGCCCAGCCCCAGAGCACUGACAAGUCCAAGUUCUUCGAGGACAGUGAAGAGUCCGAGGCAGAAGCGGACGAGGAGGACAGUGAGGAGGGUAGCGAGGAGGAUUACAGCAGUGAGGAGGCAGAGAACGAGGAAGAAGAGGAUAGCGAGGAUGUGGAGGAGGAGGAAGAGGAGGAGGAUGAAGAGGAGGAUGAGGAGAUGCUCCCAGGAAUGGAUGGGAAAGAAGAACCUGGUUUCGGACAGUGGGACUACAGCCGUCGUAGCUCUGAUCAGGGGAAAACAGCUGAUUGUGGCCAACGCCGGGGACUCUCGUUGCGUGGUAUCAGAAGGCGGUAAAGCAGUGGACAUGUCUUAUGACCACAAACCGGAGGAUGAGGUGGAGCUGGCCCGAAUUAAGAACGCAGGUGGCAAAGUUACCAUGGACGGCCGAGUGAACGGAGGACUUAAUCUGUCCCGGGCUAUUGGUGACCACUUCUACAAGAGAAACAAGAACCUUCCCCCAGAGGAGCAGAUGAUCUCAGCUCUGCCCGACAUCAAAGUGCUGACACUGAACGAGGAACACAACUUCAUGGUCAUCGCCUGUGAUGGUAUCUGGAAUGUGAUGAGCAGUCAGGAAGUGGUUGAUUUUAUUCACGACAAGAUUAAACAGGAGCCGGCUGGGGAUCCUGUCUGCCUGCAGCUCUUGGACCAGUGCUUGGCUCCUGACACCUCCGGAGACGGUACAGGCUGUGACAACAUGACCUGCAUCAUUGUGCGCUUCAAGCCCUUUUGCCCCAGCAAGAGGAAACUAGAUGAUGGGGAGAUGGGCAGCGCGGACUGCAGCGACAGUAAUAAGAAGGCGAAGAGGGAUUAG